Molecule: messenger RNA, 669 nt
Organism: Ostertagia ostertagi
Lineage: Eukaryota; Metazoa; Nematoda; Chromadorea; Rhabditida; Trichostrongylidae
Source: the annotation of a GenBank genome assembly
UUUGACUUUACUUCUCAGAUCUGGCAAUGUGGAGGUCGAGUAGAAAUCCUGCCAUGCUCCCAUGUUGGGCAUAUCUUCCGUCAUGCUUCACCCCAUGACAUUCCGGGAAAUUCCUCUGGAAAAGUCCUCGACGGAAAUAUGGUUCGCGUAGCGGAAGUAUGGAUGGACGAAUGGAAAUUCCUUUUCUACAAACUAGCCCCACGUGAGAAAUCGCCACAUUUUUGUGAAGCUUUUGAAAAAUCCAGUUCAUUCGAGCGAGGUUGUUCAGAGACAGGAAAACUUCGAAGUGUCGUGGAUCUGAGUGAGCGCCUUGAACUUCGACGUCGUCUCGGUUGUAAGAGCUUCCGAUGGUAUCUCGAGAAUGUGUUCACCGAUCAUCACAUGCCAAUGGAGGGUGACUUCUUCGGACGGAUUUCAUUAGACUUCAAUAACGUUGGUGGUUGGUGUAAUACGGCCAGAAGAGCGCCGGAACUUGAGAAACAGUGGCAGCUUAAAAUGCGGCAACCGUGGACGUUUGGGAGUUGCGAUACUAGCAGAGGCUGGACAUCUGAACAUCCGAACGAGCAUAUGUGCCUUUCGGCUACUCAGGUUGUGCAUACAAAUGGAGAAUGGGCUGUCCAGCUAAAGGAGUGCGCCGGCUAUGACAUGGAACUUUGGGAAUACAAUUAG